Molecule: messenger RNA, 1857 nt
Organism: Phymastichus coffea
Lineage: Eukaryota; Metazoa; Arthropoda; Insecta; Hymenoptera; Eulophidae
Product: tRNA (uracil-5-)-methyltransferase homolog A
Exons: 8
Coding region: 88-1857 (589 amino acids)
Biological process (GO): RNA processing
Molecular function (GO): nucleic acid binding; RNA methyltransferase activity
Source: RefSeq, a predicted model, not a curated record
GUGUUCUAAGUGAGGUUAAGAGUAUUUUGAUAGCAUUUAUAAUUAAAAGAAAAUAGUAAAUUCUUGUUAUUGUUGAGUGUAAUUAAGAUGAGUGAAAUAAAAUUGGAAGAGCCACGAAGUGAAAGUAUAGAUGAUAAAAAUACGGAAGAAAUUAUAAAGAAUAAUAAAGAAAAAAGUGGAGAAGAUUUAUAUGGUUAUUUGAAAAGAGAUAAUUUUACUACAGAAAAGUAUAAAAUCGAAGUAAGGGGAUUACCAAAGUAUUAUGGAAUCGGUGAAUUUAGAAGAUAUUUGAAUGAAAAGUUACAACUUGAUGCAAAUAAAAUUAAGCCUCCUAAAAGAGGUAGUGGCUGGGCCUAUAUUUGUUUUCGUAGUGAGGAAGGUCGAGAAAAAGCAAUCACUGCUCUUGAUGGUACAGAAUGGAAGAAAUCAAAACUAUCAGCUCGUAUAGCUAAUCCUGCACCAGAUCCUUACAUGAAAAGGAAACUUGAAAGAAGAACUGAAACUAAUAAUAAAAUAUCAAAAAUAGAUGAAAUUGAAUCCCUUUCUUCUGAAGAGCGAAUUAAAUUAAGUACAAUUCCUCUCUGUGAUAUGCCAUAUGCAGAACAAUUACAAGUAAAACAAAAAGACAUGAGACAAGUUAUUCUCAAUUUAGGCCAAGAAAUAUCAAAGGUUAAUAAAGAUCUUUGUGAAUGGUUCAACAAAGAAAGAAGUAAACAUAAUGAGUUACCUUUUGAAUUAGGAGAGAUCAAACAUGCUAAUGUUACGGAAGGAUAUAGAAACAAAUGUGAAUUCACAGUUGGUAUGGACGUUCAAAAUGAAAAGAAAAUGAUUGGCUUCAGACUUUCAAGUUAUGCAGCUGGUUCCACUGCUGUGGGACCAAUUGAUCACCUGUGUCAUAUUCCUCAAAGAAUGAAAACUGCUAUAAAGAUAUUAGAAAAAUUUGUCAGGAACUCUGAAUUAGAUGUAUUUGAUCCAGUAACUCACAAAGGCUAUUGGAGACAGGUUAUGGCUAGAACAACUAGAUUAGAUCAUUUAAUGUUAAUUAUUGGUAUUCAUCCCCAAGAUAUGAAAGAUGAAUAUAAGAAGAAAUUACAAAAUGAUUUGAAAGAAUUUUUUGAACAGGAUUGUAAUGCAGAAGCCAGAGUAACAUCCUUGUACUUUCAAACAAUUGAAAAGAAAGGAGCUGGUGGUACAGGAGGUGGUACUGUGGAACACAUAAGUGGAGCCACACAUAUAGAAGAAAAUUUACUUGACAUGACAUUUAGAAUAUCUCCAGAAGCAUUUUUCCAAAUAAAUACUCUAGGAGCUGAAGUUUUGUACAAUACAGCCAUUGAAUUAGCUGAACCUUCAAAGGACACAACUUUGUUGGAUGUUUGCUGUGGUACAGGAACAAUAGGUCUUACUUUUGCAAAAAGUUGUGAUCAAGUUCUUGGUAUAGAAAUGAUAUCAAAUGCUAUAAAUGAUGCAAAAGUAAAUGCUGAAAUAAAUAAUAUUACUAAUACUGACUUCUUUGUUGGAAAAGCAGAAGACAUACUAGUGCCUGUAAUCAAUAGAACAACAAAAUCUAAUAUAACUGCUAUUGUUGAUCCACCAAGAGCAGGCUUACAUCAAAAAGCACUUGUAGCACUUCGUAAAGCUAAAAAACUUAAUAAACUAAUUUACAUUUCUUGUGACCCAAAGGCAGCAGUAAGGAAUCUAGUUGAUUUGGCUAGACCAAAUUCAAAACAGUAUUUUGGUGAACCAUUGGUGCCUAUAAAGGCUGUUCCUGUUGAUAUGUUUCCUCACACAAAACAUUGUGAACUGGUUUUAUAUCUCAAAAGGUUUUCUCUUUUGAAAAAAACUACUAACGAAAAAUAA